Messenger RNA from Cylicostephanus goldi, 858 nucleotides. Lineage: Eukaryota; Metazoa; Nematoda; Chromadorea; Rhabditida; Strongylidae. The record is from the annotation of a GenBank genome assembly.
AUGCUUGGAACUAUGGAAGGUUUUGAGCUGUUCAGUGACAUUAUGCAGCUGCAGUUCGUAAACUCUGAAAUGAUCUUGAAGUCUAUUGCCUUUUCAGAUACUCCUAACCUGAUGGAUAGGAUGACAGGUUCUAUGCCGUCUCUUCGAAUGUCUGAGGUUUUCAGAAUUUCAAAGAUUACCAAGCCACGCGCAUCGCUUGAAGAUUAUGAAGCGGUGAAACGACUGAAUAUUGAUGAAGGCAAACGGUUUCAGGGACGGUGGGUUCUUGUUUUCUGUCUUGGUAUUGACGGUCACAUUGUAAACACUGAACGCAUGGAACGCUUUGAGGGAUGGCUCUUUUCUGAAUCCGGCAGGAAGAUGUUUGAGGUUAAGCCCGGAAGCAUCUGGAACUUCGGCGGAGUUCCUGCAGUGUUCUGCUGGGAUGACAGGUACAGAACUAUUGAUCCCGUCAUUGACGAAGCGGUUUUAAAGAACGUAAACCGCAUUAAUGACAAUCGGAAAAGAACUCUUGAAGAGUUUAAAGAAGCUGUUAAGAAUAACAUGCAGGACACUCCUGAUGAGUACCCUAUUGACGGAUGGAAAGCUCUUAAUGCAGAAUUUGAAAAGGAGCAUCCCGACAUUCAGCCUGCCUGUGUCGGUCAGCCAUGGUGUGAGAUCUCAUUUGAUGAUAUGAGAGCUGUUACUCCGGCAACUCAGCCGUCUCUGGUGUUUAACAUCAUCGAAAGACUGACGAACAAACCGAUUAAGAAGAACUCUCUGGGUAUUCUUGAUUGGAUUAAGAAGAAUCCGCUGGUGUUCGGACUUAUUGUCUUUGGUAUUAUCGCCGCGGUUGUUUUCCUUCCGGGAAUGAUGAAAUAA